AUGUCAUUAAAGAAUCAAUGUUUGAAAAUCCUGUUUCUAACCAUCUUUAAGCAGGGCAAAGACAAACACAAGCACAUGUCCGAUCUGGAAAACUGCCUGUCCUCUGUGAAAAUUACCAACUUCAGGGGCUAUGACUUCUACAGUCUUAAGGAUAAGACCUGGGAUGAAGUCUUGGAAACACAUCACAAACUCCCGACUGAUCAGUUAGACUUGAAAAAGCAGCAAGAGGCCGUGUGGGAACUUUUCACAAGUGAAUGCACCUAUUUUUUGGACCAUUUAUUAGUUCUUAAGAUGAUUUUUAUGAAUACACUAAAAUAUCUGCAAACUCAUGAAUAUCUCCUAGAUGUGGAUUUAUGGAGACUUUUUGCAAACCUGGAGGAGUUAACUCAGACAAGCCUUGGUUUUGUGAAGAGUCUCUUUGGCAUCAUCAAGGACUAUGUAGACGCUUCUGAGGUUUCCUCAUCACUGGAUUUUAUUUCCGUGCUCACAAAGUAUUUCCGAGGGAGUCUCUGUCAGAGCCACCAGACCUACUGCCUGAACUAUUCAGCUGCUAUCUUUUAUCUGGAGAGCCUGAGGCAGAGAGAUGACUUUGGAAUUUAUUUAAAAUGGUGUGAGCAGAAUGAACAAUGCAGACGGCUCCACCUGCCUGAGCUACUAGUGGCCCCACUUCAGAGGCUCACUCGAUACCCAUUGUUGCUGAAGAAUAUCUGGAAAAGGAGCAUGGACUCUGCUGAGAAAAUCAUGAUCUACUCCAUCAAGGAAAAGGUGGAAAAGUCCAUCCGGGACUUUGAAGGAAAAGUGAAGUGGCUGGACAAUUUCCAAAAAUUUAGAUAUCUACAGGAGAUUAUAGUGUGGCCACCGCUUUGGGAUAGAGAUAAAAGGUUUUUCAUUCCAGAGUGUUUGAAACACAUUUUUAAAGAACAGACGGCAGAAAACAUCUUGUCACCAACCAACAGACACCUUCUCUAUGAAGGAAAAUUAACUCUUGCAGAAAGCACAAGAUUCCUAGAUGUUUAUCUGUUUCUCUUCAAUGAUUUCCUCUUAGUUACGAAAACUAAGCGCAACAAAAAGAAACUUGGAGGCUCAGACCCUGGUUUAAUGUGUCCUUCUUUUACUCCUGAGUUGCAAGCAGUAAUAAAAGACGGUGGUUCGUGUACAGUACUCGAUCAGCCUAUUCCACUAGAUAGAUUGGUAGUCAAAAAUAUUGAACCGCUCCAUGUGUCAGUCUUUGGGCUGAGAAAUGCUUUUCUUAUACAACAUGAAAACAGAUAUCGGCAGUGUACAGCAGCAUUCUUAUUACGAGCCCAAACGGAAAACAUCAAAAAAACAUGGAUGGCACAAAUAACAACUGCAAUUUCUUGCUUUACCAGGAGUCAGGAAACCAAGAAAAUAUCUUUAUUCACAUUGCCUGCAGAAUCCUCUGAAAUUUAGGGACCUAAAACAAGUGGCAUGCCUUUUUAGAAGAUUAGCGUUUAAGGUAUUAUUUCAUUCAAACUUUUAUAACACUUAGAUAGUGAUAAGCUAGAAAGAAAUUUGCAUUUUAAAGAAGUUUCAGAAUUUGAAAAUUUGAGCUAGGAAAAUCCUCAGUAUAGAGGAAUAAUGACUGCAACAAAUUUGAACUCUGAGGAAUUUCUUGACAAAUAUAUACUGACAUCCAGAUUACCUUCUAAUGCUUCCGUCAGGUUUGUAAGAGGUGUGGGUGAAGAAAGGUGCUAGUUUGUGAAUGAUCAUAUAAAUGGAGUAUCAGAAGAAAAACAAUGUCCACUGCUUGCAUCCAAUAUGAACUCCAGUAUCUUACUCUGUAUCGAUAAAAUAAUGAAACCAAUUUUCCUUCAUGGCUUGUCAAUCAGUCUUAACCGCUUUAUAGUCCUACCUCAAACAUAAUGAUAAAUCUUUAGAUACAAAGCUUCAUUGUUCUUUUAAUAUACAAAGCA
Molecule: messenger RNA, 1934 nt
Organism: Nomascus leucogenys (northern white-cheeked gibbon)
Lineage: Eukaryota; Metazoa; Chordata; Mammalia; Primates; Hylobatidae
Gene: PLEKHG7
Product: pleckstrin homology and RhoGEF domain containing G7
Exons: 12
Coding region: 1-1431 (476 amino acids)
Biological process (GO): Rho protein signal transduction
Molecular function (GO): guanyl-nucleotide exchange factor activity
Source: RefSeq, a predicted model, not a curated record